Achroia grisella is the source of this 2141-nucleotide messenger RNA. RefSeq names its product GTP:AMP phosphotransferase AK3, mitochondrial (gene Ak3). Gene Ontology annotation, biological process: nucleobase-containing compound metabolic process. Bases 576 to 1232 code for a protein of 218 amino acids. Gene Ontology annotation, cellular component: mitochondrion; cytoplasm. The record is from RefSeq and is a predicted model, not a curated record. The transcript has a single exon. Gene Ontology annotation, molecular function: AMP kinase activity; ATP binding. Lineage: Eukaryota; Metazoa; Arthropoda; Insecta; Lepidoptera; Pyralidae.
AGCUGGCAGUGUAAAUCUCAGUAUUAGAUAAUAUCUACAUUUUAUUUAAAUAGAUAUAAAUCAAAUAUUGAUAAUGUAAUACCCUUUUGUGGAUCGUUCAUUUAAGUUUUGUUGGACAACAGUGACAGAUAGUUACAUACAUACAGUGACAUUUUGACAUUGACAUUUCGACCCGGUGUCACAUGGUGAACUUGGAACUGUUAUUUGUAUUUUUGUUUUGAUAUUUAAAUGCACAAUUUGCUAUUAAUAUUGUUUUCUUCUUAAUGUUUAUGUAUUUUAUUAUACUAUAAUUAGAACUGUAAACAUAUAUUUAUAGCAUGCCAGUAGUAGUUUCUAUAAACUACGCGUGUGUCCACAAAUUAAGGUAACUUAUCUUACGCUAUUUGAUAGGAUAUUGUUUUAUUUAACAAUACAUUUUAUCAAUUAUGUUGAUAAUAAAAUAAUCUCGAAUGACCUCCACUCAUCGAUAAAAUAGGCAAGCACGACCGAAGUGAAGUGGGUAUAUUUAUAAACACAAACUUUAGACGUAUGUGAGUAGCGAUCAAAGUUCAAUCGGAUUGUCCAUAUUGUUCAUCAUGACUGUAACUAAGAAAUUAUUGAAAUUAUUAAUACUUGGAGCUCCAGCAUCGGGAAAAGGCACAAUAUCGUCACGUAUAGUGAAGAAGUACAAUGUCGCACAUGUAUCGAGUGGAGAUAAGCUGAGGGACCAUAUAGAAAAACAAACUGAUUUAGGCAAAGAAGUAAAGAAAUACUUGAACGAAGGGAAACUGGUGCCAGAUGAUGUUAUGAUAAAGUUUAUGAUUACGGAAUUAAAUAUGGUUAAGGAUAAAGCUUGGUUGCUAGAUGGUUUCCCAAGGACAGUGGCCCAAGCAGAUGCACUGUGGAAAGUACAACCAGUAGAUGUAGUGCUAAAUUUAGUUGUGCCCUUUGAAGUGAUAAUUGAUCGGGUGAAGAAUCGCUGGGUGCACUUGCCUUCUGGUAGAGUUUAUAAUAUUGGUUUCAAUACACCAAAAGUUGAUGGAAAAGAUGAUGUGACUGGUGAAGACUUAGUUCAAAGACCUGAUGAUAAGCCAGAAGCUGUUAGAAAGAGACUGGAAAUAUAUGAAAGUGCAACGAGGCCUGUGAUAGCAUAUUAUAAAGAUAAAAAUAUUCUCAAAGAGUUUGAAGGGCGCACUUCUGAUGAAAUAUGGCCAAAGGUAACAGCUUAUUUAGAUCCCAUACUAAUUAAGUGAAUCAUUCAUUUUGAGAUAAUAGUUUUAUCUUUGUAAAGACUAGGAUUGGUGCUGCUGAUAAUUCUUAAUUAAUAAGUACUCCUUACCUAGUACCUAAGUAAAGUAUAAUACAUUUUAUAAAAUAUAUUUUGAAUUUUUAUAUUAUAUACAUUUUUAGAAACUUGUUAUGUAUUUGAAAUGAUUUUAUAUGAUAUACAUUGUUGGAAGUAUGUUGUAUAUUUGUAAUGUUUUUAAACCUAUAGUAACCCUUAAAUAUUUAAAUUUGCAUUAUGUUUUUUUUAUUUGAAUGUGAAUACAUCUGGAAAUUUACUUUUCUAUCUGUUUUAAAUUAGCAAAUUUUAAAUUUUUUAUUCAGUUUUGAAAGGAGGUUAAAUUUAUUUCUAUCAUUGAUUAUUAUGUGAUAUCUGAAUCUAAUGUAGUAAUUAUUUCAUUUACAGGGAUUUUUAUUAAUCGAUUUUAUUUUGUGUUCAUCCCAAACUAAGUUUAUCUAAUAUAUUUAUUAGUUUAGAAAAAUAUUUAAAAGCAUCAAAUGUUAUAAGUAGUUUUUAGAUUGUAUAACAGAAAUUAGCACCAACAGGUUUAUAAAGAAGUAAAAAUUAUGAUUUAAAUUUCAUAUUGAUGUUUCACCAUUAUUGGUAAUUUUCCAAUAUAGUCAACAGAAGCACAAUAUAUUAAACAUUAGUAAUAUUUAGUGCCUUUGUAUGGCUACAAUAUUAUUAGAUAGCCAUGUAGUCAUGUAGGUAAUUUAGAUUUAAAAAAAUAUAUGAAGUUAAUAAAUUAAGUGAAGUAUUGUUCUGUUGCUAAGCUCAAAUGAUUUUAUAUUACCAUAUUAAAUGUUAUAUAAUAGUUUUAUAUAUCCUUAAUAGAUUUUAUGAUUUUGUAUGCUAUAAUAAAUUAUCAUUAUUGUUA